This is a messenger RNA of Linum trigynum, 3335 nucleotides long. The record is from the annotation of a GenBank genome assembly. NCBI's taxonomy places the organism in Eukaryota, Viridiplantae, Streptophyta, Magnoliopsida, Malpighiales, Linaceae.
GUAACCAAGCAAUAACAAUAAAAAAACCUGUGAGGGAGAUUCUCACCGUGGACUAGUGUCGUAUUGACGAAACCACGUUAAAAAAUUUGGUGUUCUUUCUUUUCUAGCUUCAAUUUUGACAUGGUAUCAGAGCCUUCUGUGACCGAGAGGUCUUGUGUUCGAUUCCCGGUGACCCCCAUCUGUUAAGCACAUGGUAUUCUUGUCUUCAGACCCGUGCAAACUUCAAGCCCUUGUGAGUGGCUUUCGUUUGAGGGGGCGUGUUAGUGUUCUGGUAUAUGAUCCACGAUUGAACCUCUCCCAACAACUCGAGUUAUUGGGAUCAACUGGUUCUUGACAUGGUAUCAGAGCCUAUGAUCUGAGGCUUGUGGAUUUUCUUCGAUUAAUUGGUUGUUGCGUCAGAUUUUCUUCGGCAGCUAGGGUUUAUUUUUGGUGGUUGCAUCAGGCUUUUCUUCGGCCGCUUGGAAUUGUUUCUGUUCGCUGCGUCGGUCUUCUUCUGCGGCUUGAUUGUGUUUUUGUCUGUUGAGUGCUGUCCCAAUUUGCCUUUCUUCGUCCGCUAGUGCUACUUCUUUUGGGAAGCUUGGUUUUCUACAUCAUUGGGCAGUCUGGUAUUUUUUUCUUGUUUGGUCGGCACUUUGUGGUUUGGGCAGGGUACUAUUCUUCUUUCCCUAGCAUCUAUUUCUCCAGCUGUUGGUAUUCUUCUGCUGUGUUCAACUAUGGAUUCAGGGAAACUAGAAGUUGUUUCAGCAAAGCUCGACGGUAAGAACUUCCCUUUCUGGGAAUUUCAAUUCCGUAGCUUUGUUGCCGGGAAGCGUCUUCUUCUGAUUCUGACCGGGCAGGUACCUCAGCCUGCUGCCAACUCAUCUGACAAGGACAAAGCGGACUGGGAAGCCAGCAAUGCUCAUAUGAUUUCAUUGCUGCUCGGGUCAAUUGACAUGGGUACUGGCUUGAGUCUUUGUCGUUUCUAUUUGGCUAGUGAGAUGUGGAGCCAUAUAUGUUCACUUUACUCUCAGAAUAAUGCUUCACGACAGUUUGAGAUUGAGAGUGAAUUGGCUACCUUCACCCAGGGCGAUCGUGAUAUUCGCUCUUAUUAUCAGGCUCUUGUUACUCGAUGGACUGAGCAGGAUAUGCUGGUCGCCUCCUUCUCGGAUACUCCUGCCACUGCUGCCUCCAUUCGAGAUCGUGAUCGUUCUCGUCUAAUGCAGUUCCUUAUGAAGCUUCGACCAGAAUUUGAAGCUGUCAGGGCCUCUAUUCUUCAUCGUAACGUCUCCUCUAUUGAUGAAGCACUUAGUGAGCUCUUCCGAGAAGAGACUCGGCUCCGCAGUCUCUCCAGGCUCGGGGGCUCCAAUGAUACUGCUUUUGCUAUCGGCCGUGCUGGGGGCUCUCGUCCUCAUUUUCAACAGAGUGGCACAAGCCAUUUGACCUGUCAUUAUUGCCGUGAGGUGGGUCAUAUUCAGCCCCACUGUCGGCAGAAUAACUUUUGUAUUUACUGCAAGCAAUCUCUUCAUAUUGUGCUUGAUUGUAAGGAAGCCGCUCGCCGCAAUAGGGGUGGUUCCUCGUCCCGGUCUCGUGGUUCGGGCAGUUCAGCUGGGUCUCGCGGUGAUGGUCCUGCUGGUGCAAGUUAUGUCGUCACUCCAGCUCCAGUUGGAGCUCCUGCUUUGGUUUCAACUCUCUUGCCUGGACUUACUUCUGCAGAUGUUCGCCGUUUGGUAGCUGAGGCUUUUCAGGAUGCUCUUCCUCUUGCUCUUAAUUCUGCUUUUGCUACUGGCGGUGGCAAAGGAUCAGAUCACGGGGAAAAUUCUGGGCAAGGGUAAGAAGGAUGGCCGCGUUUUUGUUCUUGAAGAUUUUGAUCGAUCCCAGGAAAUGUUGCCGGAGAAGUCGUGCUUAGUGGAGGACAAAGACGUGGGGCAUGCCGAUAGCUUGGGUGCACUUGCCAUCUCGGCUAAGGAUGACGUAGUUUCUGAUGGUAGCUUAGUUGAUGAUAUUUUUCUGUUGAAUAAGGAACACAUGUCUGAUGUUCCCUAUGACUCUCAUGAUUUGUUGGCUUGUUCAGUUAGGCCUUUAGACUCUUUAGAUUUCAGUGUUCGAACAACUGUUUGGGAUUUAUGGCAUCGUCCGCUUGGUCAUCCUCAUAAUGCUCGAUUACUUAGUAUGUUUCGUCGCAAUCUAUUGCCUGAUUCAUUAGCGUCGAAAUUUGGUUCUCCGCCACCCUGAGUUCACUACAUCGAGGCCAAAACUUCUCAGUCCUCUUUUCCCUCUAGUGAUACGUUCUAUGAGUCUCCCUUUGAUCUAGUUCACACAGAUUUAUGGGGUCCAUCACCUGUUAUGUCCCGCCUGGGAUACAUAUAUUUUGCACUGUUCAUCGAUCAUGCAACGCGCUUUGCAUGGAUCUACUUCUUACGUCGCAAAUCCGAGUUAAUUGACCAUGCUAAGGCAUUUGUUUAGUUAAUUCGUACUCAGUUUGGAAACAUGGUAAAGAUAAUCCGCUCAGAUCCCAGAGGAGAAUUUAGUUUGAAUCCGUUGUUGGAGUUUUACCGGUCUCACGGAAUUGUUUCGCAGCAGUCUUGCCCAGGGGUUUCUCAGCAGAAUGGGUUGGUUGAGCGCAAGCACCGUCAUAUUUUGGAGUUGACUCGUGCUCUCCUACUUCAGUCCCAUGUGCCAUGCAAUUUUUGAGUUGGGGCAUCAAUGCAGUGGUUUAUAUCAUCAAUCGGCAGAUUACACCCACAUUGAAUGAUAGGUCUCCUUUUUUCUGCCUGUUCUCUAAACAACCUAACUACUCCUGGUUGCGGGUGUUUGGUUGUGUUUGCUUUGUUCUUUUGCAGAAGAAAGAUCGCCAUAAACUGGAAUCCAAAACUGCCAAGUGUGUUUUCAUGGGAUAUAGUGAUCGUCAUAAGGGAUAUCUAUGUUAUGAUCUUAAGGAACGUCGUAUGCGCAUUUCUUGCCAUGUAGUAUUUCUUGAACAAGUGAUGCACUAAACAGUUGCUGCCGAAGAUCACCUCCCGGCUCUGGAAUUCCUUCUCCCCUUACCCGUGUUUGACUCAGAACCAAGGGUAGCGGUUCAGCUAGCGGACUCCUCUUCGGAUGCAGGAUUAUGUUGGUUUUUCUACUGAACCUAUUGCAGUUCCUAGUCAUUAUCGUUUUGCAGUGGGUAAUCCAGAAUGGGAUGCUGCAAUGGCAGACGAGUGACUCACUUCUACUGUCACUCCAGGAAUUGGCCAAGUGAAACCACUUCCUAAAGCGUAGUAUAGCGGGUUUGGGUUUAAUUAUCAACCCGGGUCCUAGAUUUGAUGACUACUCAGUGAAUUCUUGUUAUCUAGCAAUGAAACUUUAGUGCAAGU